Messenger RNA from Cimex lectularius (bed bug), 2198 nucleotides. Its product is annotated as polypeptide N-acetylgalactosaminyltransferase 1-like. The coding region runs from base 255 to 1976 and encodes 573 amino acids. Lineage: Eukaryota; Metazoa; Arthropoda; Insecta; Hemiptera; Cimicidae. The record is from RefSeq and is a predicted model, not a curated record. Gene Ontology annotation, cellular component: Golgi apparatus. The transcript has 11 exons.
UCAGGGUUAGCAGUCUUCAGAGACUGAAACCCCUCGCAUAUCCAAAAGGUGACACGUUUGUUACUCCAGUCUUACGUUUGAAGUUUUCACUUUUUUUUUUAAAUAUUACAUCCGUUUUAUGCGAAAUUAAAAAUCGUCGAUGCUUUUCAGUAACGGCCUCAUGCGUAACGAUUAAUUUUAAUAAGAUCGGGUCAUGUUCCUUUCCCCUGGGCCGUUGUCUCUCAUGCGUUUCCGAGAGAAUAAUAAGUGAAAAAAUGAUCUUUCUCUUGAAAUUCAGGAGGAAAUAUGGGAAUUUGUUAUUUUUUUGCUUUAUCUCCCUUGUCGGCGUGUGGAUUAUCUGGACUGUCCGGAUCGCGUUCAACCCCGACGAUGGAGGAGAGUCAUCCAGACUUGAUUAUUGGAUGAAGAGGGGGCUCUGGAAUGAGAAACUUGAAGAAUGGCUAAAGAGAGACGAAGCCGAAAUAGUUCCUCAUCUCGGUGAUAACGGAGUGCCGGCAUAUUUGCCCAAGGAAGAGGAAGACUCUGCAAAACUUGUAAUGGAAAAGGAGGCUUUUAAUCUUCUUCUUAGCAAUAAAAUCCCCUACAACCGCACCCUUCUUGACCCUCGUCAUCCAAGGUGUGCACUUAAAAAAUACUCUGAAGAUCUUCCAACCACUUCCGUAAUUAUUAUAUUCACUGAUGAGAGAUGGAGUUCACUGAUCAGAACAAUUCACAGUGUUCUUGACCGAACUGAAGAUAAAUAUUUAGAAAAUAUUAUUUUAGUUGAUGAUGCAAGUCAACAUGAUGAGUUAAAAGAUAAGCUCGAUUACUAUAUUGCAACUAGGCUGCCUAGGAAAGUUAAAUUGCAUCGUUUGGCAAAACGGUCUGGUUUAAUCAGAGCACGCUUAGAAGGUGCUAAAUUAGCGACGGGUAAUGUUUUAGUCUUUUUAGAUGCUCAUUGCGAAGUGACAACCCAAUGGUUGGAACCACUCUUGGCACGCAUUAAGGAAAAUAGGAAAGCCGUAGUAGUACCGAUCAUUGAUGUGAUUGAUGAUAAGACAUUCGAGUAUCAAAACAAUGGGGGAAGUUUUAAUUUCGAAGUGGGCGGAUUCACUUGGAACGGGCAUUUUACAUGGAUUCCAGUUUCAGAAGAAGAGAAAAUUCGAAGAGGUUCGCCUGAAGCGCCAACAAGAACUCCCACAAUGGCUGGAGGGCUUUUUGCAAUGGAUAGAAAAUAUUUUUGGGAUGUCGGCUCUUACGACGACGGUAUGGAUAUAUGGGGCGGUGAAAAUUUAGAAAUGUCUUUUAGGGUAUGGCAAUGCGGAGGAAUUAUCGAGACAAUUCCAUGUUCUCGAGUCGGUCAUAUAUUUAGGUCGUUUCACCCGUAUAAAUUUCCCCAUUCUAAGGAUACACACGGUAUCAACACAGCACGAUUGGUCAAAGUAUGGAUGGAUGAAUAUCAGCGUUUAUUUUUUGAACACCGUCCUGACUUAUUAGAUGAAAAUAUUGGUGACAUAUCAGAAAGGCUUGAACUGAAAAGGAGACUUAAGUGUAAACCAUUUUCUUGGUAUUUACAAAAUAUUUACAAAACGAAAUUCAUCCCGGAUGAAAACGUUCAAAAAUGGGGCCAGGUUUUCACAAUAAUAAAUAACAUGUGCCUGGAUAACUUACAACAAGACGAAGAAAGCAGGUGUACACUCGGAAUGUUCCCUUGCAACCAUCAAGUCGUUUCGACUCAAUAUUUUUCACUGAGUAAUGACGGCGAGUUGAGAAGGGAGUUUACGUGCGCUGAACGCGAUUUGAAAAACAACGCGGUUGUACUCGACAAGUGUAAAGGCAGUGCCGAGCAGAAAUGGCAGUUAAACAAGCACGGUCAGUUGAUUCAUAUAAUGUCCAACUUGUGCUUGGACAGUGACAAGGACGAAGCAGGUGCGGGGCUUGAACUUAAGACAUGUAAUUUUAAGAAACUCACUCAGAUCUGGCAAUGGAGACACUGAUAUCUCUUACGUUAACCAAAAGACUGGAAAACUGUACGAUUAAAGCACUUCCUUUAUAUUAUUAGAACUAUUUUCAGGGAAAAAAUGAUUUUGCAUGUUUAUUGCCUUUUAAUUGCAAUUAUAUCCGUCCAUUUGUUAUGAAAUUUUAUAUUCACACACUUAUAAUAAAAAUAAUUGUAAAUUAUAGUUCUGCUUUUGUAAAUAAAUUCUAUUUUUUCUAUA